AAAAGUUGGAAGUGUGUAAAAAUUCGAUUAAGAAUGAAAAUUUAUGUCGCAUUUCUUUUGUUCUCGGCUGUCAUGUUUGUUAAUGGUUUGACGGAUGAAGAAGAAUGGGCAGAGUAUAAGAUUAAGUUUGAGAGAAAUUAUGAUGACGAAGAAGACAAAAUUAGGUUCGAAAUUUUCAAGGAGAAUUUUGCCAGUGUAAAAGCUCAAAAUGAAGAAUAUGAAAGAGGUGAAAAGACAUGGAUGGCACACUUGAAUAGUUUCAGUGACCGAAAGGAGGAAGAACUGCCAUUUCGAAGGAGACCAAUCUUGAAGAAUAAUUAAAAAUUGAAAGAAAAGAUAAAAAAAUAUUUAAUAAGAGAGAAGUGAA
This is a messenger RNA of Clunio marinus, 367 nucleotides long. The record is from the annotation of a GenBank genome assembly. Lineage: Eukaryota; Metazoa; Arthropoda; Insecta; Diptera; Chironomidae.